AUGCGAACGGCUGCCGCACGUCCACAGCCACCAAGACAGCUGGAAGUGGCUGAUGCAGAUGCGGGCCACCUGUUGCUCAGGUGGGCUCCUGGCUGCGACGACGGCGGUGCGCCAAUUCUCGGGUACCGAGUCCAGGUCAUGCCCUCCAAGCCACAUGCAGCGCUUGAGCUCUACAAGCCCGCAGGCGGCCAUGGAAACACCGAUGCAGACGUUGGAGGUGCAGACGAAGCAGCCGCGGAGAAUCGGACGACUUCGUGGGAUCGUUGUAGACCUAGGCCCUGCCAGGCCGUAGCCGAAUGCACAAAAGCUUUGCCAUUGCAACAGAGUCUCGGAAGCAUGGGCGAUGCAGCCUUUCUGCAACCGACCGCCUUGCGCAUUUCAGCGAAUCUCGCACAGCUCGAUGGAUUUCGAUGGCGAGCGGAGACCCGCGGCUCAGUAGGUACCGGAAGGCCGCCUGCAUUGGGACAUGGGCGAGGAUGCGGCAGAUGUGGCCUUUCCAGUCGCCUGGUUGUGGCCACGUUAUUCGGAUGGUGGAGCAGGAGAAGACAUUGUGUGUCAACAAUGCUCCUGGCCAAGAAAAAGGGCUUUCAACCGGAAGAGCCCAAAGAGGUCGAAGUUCUGGAUACCGUCGUCGUCACGGGAAAAAAUGCUUCUGAUUCCUCGGGAGAUGCCGUGUUGCCCGAGGUAUUUACUGAGGACAUGAGAGACCUGCGGCAGGCUGCAGAGGACGGAGACCGGGACGCGCAGUUCCGCUAUGGCAAGGCCUUGCUGAAGGGCUGGGAGGGCCAGGAGGCGAACCAAGCUUCGGCCGCCGAGUGGUUGCUCCGGGCCGCCGAAAAAGGCCAAAGAGCUGCUCAGAGCGCUUUAGGAGAGAUGUACUACACCGGCCUUGGCAGGCCGCAGAAUAAGGCGGAAGCUUUCAUGUGGCUGAAAAGGGCAGCAGAGCCUCCUGUGCCCGAGGCCCAGUUCAACCUGGGAGUCAUGUUGCAAACGGGCGAUGGAGUGGAGGUUAACAAGAAAGAAGCUUUCAAGUACUAUUUAGCUGCAGCCCAGGCAGGUGUGACACGUGCCAUGAACAAUCUAGCCUACAUGUACCGGGUCGGCGACGGAAUCGAUGCAAGCAAGGAGCUCGCUUUAGAAUGGUACAUGAAAGCCGCAAAAUCUGGAGACAUGGAUGGCCAGUAUCACGUGGGCGAGAUGUACCACGAGGGCGAAGGGGUGAAGAUAAGCAAGCGGAGGGCGGGAAGAUGGUUUCUAAAGGCUGCUCAACAAGGCCGCAAGGAAGCUCAGUAUAACGUCGCGAUGAUGUUCCACUUCGGAAACGGAUUGGCGGCAGAUCGGGAGGCUGCCUCCCAAUGGUACCGGAAAGCAGCCGAGCAGGGUCUGAUGGAAGCCCAGUACAGUCUUGGUGUUAUGCUGGAACGGGGUGAGGGGAUCGAAGUGGACAAGGCUGAGUCUGCCAAGUGGUACCAGAAGGCAGCUGAAGCAGGCCACAUUGCUGCCCAGAACAACCUGGGCGCUGCCUACUACCUGGGGGAAGGUGUUGAGGAGAACAAAGCCACAGCAGCGAUGUGGUUUGAGAAAGCUGCCAGAGAAGGUCACGCACAAGCUAUGAAGAACUUGGGCAACAUGUAUCGUGAAGGCGAUGGUGUGCCCUUGGACGAGGACAAGUCGGACUACUGGUUUAAGAAAGCUGGCAUGGGCGAGCUGUAUGUAAAAGGCACACAGCUGCUUCUACCGCCCCUGCUUGCUGCCACAGAGUACACGCUCCGAGUUUGCAGCACGAACUACAUGGGCGACUCCGAGGGCGCGGCUCUGGUUCUGAAGACGAAGCCUGGCACACCAGCUGCACCGAAGCCACCGCGGUCGCGCUGGCCAGCUGGAGAAGGACCACUCCGUCUAAGCUGGCGAGCACCAGAGGAUGGUGGAAGCCCGGUAGUGGAGUACGAGGUUCUCGUGGCAGCUUGUCAGAAUGAGUCGGAGAUUUUGGCAGCCCUGCACGUGCAGCACACAGAGGUGAAGAUUGCAGGUUGGCCGCAGGGUUUUGAUGUCGCUGGCUCGUACUUCAAAGCUAGAGCCGUGCAGUUCGACAUGGGGAGUAGCUACGGUGCUGCGGCGAUUGCUUUGGUUGGGGCUCAUGUCGUUGUAGGAGCAAGUGUGGGGUUGCUGCCAGGACGACUGCCAUAG
This is a messenger RNA of Symbiodinium sp. CCMP2456, 2187 nucleotides long. NCBI's taxonomy places the organism in Eukaryota, Dinophyceae, Suessiales, Symbiodiniaceae. The record is from the annotation of a GenBank genome assembly.